Molecule: messenger RNA, 705 nt
Organism: Anopheles marshallii
Lineage: Eukaryota; Metazoa; Arthropoda; Insecta; Diptera; Culicidae
Product: protein THEM6
Exons: 3
Coding region: 1-705 (234 amino acids)
Source: RefSeq, a predicted model, not a curated record
AUGUUGUGCACCGCAUUGGGAAUUGUGCUCGGUGUGUUGGUCGCCCUGUAUGCCUUGUUUGAGCUGCACUACUUUCUGCGGAUGUGCCUUUGCGUUGUGUCGGCGCGCUUUCUUAAGAAGCGAAUGCACAUUCUGGACACGGGCACCGUUGUAGGACUAUGUCUAACGAAUGACAUCGACACACUGUUGUACCACAUGAACAAUGCGCGCUAUCUGCGUGAGAUAGACUUUGCGCGGGUGGAUUUCUACGAACGGACAUCUCUCUACCGGACCAUCCGUAGUAAAGGCGGGUCCGUUGUCCAGGGUGCCACCACGAUACGCUACCGACGGUUUAUUCGUCCCUUUACACGCUUCACGAUCAGCUCGAGGAUCGUGUACUGGGACAAUCAAUCCAUCUUCAUGGAGCAUCGGUUUCUCGGUGGAGCGGAUGGGUUCAUCCACUGUAUCGCACUGUGCCGUCAGCGCGUCAUGCAAUGCUCGGUCGAGGACGUGAUGGCAACGCUGCUGAAGAGUGGCCUUGUUGUGCAGUGCACACCGAAGAAGCUACCGGCCACCAACACCAGCUCGACCGAGUGCCUGGAGAAGGUGGAAACCGGUGCGGGCGUGGAUACGGCCAGCCUCUCCAAGCCCGAUCUGCCGCCCGAGGUGGCCAAAUGGCUCGAGUGGAACGAUAUCUCGAGCGCAAGCCUGCGUAGUGAAUGUUGA